CGACAUUAAUGGCGGAAAGACAGAGAGAAGAGGGAAGCUUAAAAGAAAAAAUCGGUUUUGUAAUAAUGAAAAUGAAAAGACGAGAGAAGAGGCGAAGCCACCUCCGAGCGGGAUUAAGAUUUUCCUUCGCCCCUCCGAGCUGCCCUCUCUCUCUCUCGGCUCUUCUGGCAUCCCAAUUCAAAAAUUUGACUCCUCAUUUCGCUGGGGGAGUCUCAGGGUUGCGAUCUCAGGGGGGAGCUUACACAGUGUAUUAGGGUUGCUGCUGGGGGGAAGAAGAAGAGGAAGACAAAAUGGGGGUUAUGUCGAGACGGGUCUUGCCCGCCUGUGGCAAUAUAUGUUUCUUCUGUUGUCCUUCCUUGAGGGUUAGGUCUAGGCAUCCCGUUAAACGCUACAAGCAAAUGCUCGCCGAUAUUUUCCCUCGUAAUCAGGAUGCUGAGCCAAAUGAUAGAAAAAUAGGCAAGCUUUGUGAGUAUGCGUCAAGGAAUCCUUUACGAAUCCCAAAGAUUACAGAGUACCUUGAGCGCAAAUGUUACAGAGAAUUGCGAAAUGGGAAUAUCGGAUCAGUUAAAGUCGUCUUGUGCAUUUACAAGAAACUGCUUUCAUCGUGUAAGGAGCAGAUGCCUUUGUUUUCGUGUAGUUUGCUAAGCAUUGUCCGAGCUCUUUUGGAGCAAACAAAAGAUGUAGAAGUGCAGAUCUUGGGUUGCAUUACCCUUGUUGACUUUAUAAGCUUACAGACUGAAAAUUCACAUAUGUUCAACUUAGAAGGUCUAAUCUCCAAACUUUGUCAACUUGCUCAAGAAAUGGGGGAUGAUGAAAGACUGCUCAGAUUACGGUCCGCAGGAAUGCAGGCUUUGGCAAUCAUGGUAUCUUUCAUUGGUGAGCAUUCCCAACUAUCAAUGGACUUGGAUAUGAUUAUUUCUGUGAUUCUGGAGAAUUAUAUGGACUUAGAGAAUGGCCAAGAAGAUACCAACGAACUUGGUGAGAUUUCAGAAACUAAGGCUCCUAACAUGAGGAAACAUGUUUCGUUCAAACUUAAUCCUGUGACUGAUUAUAACUUGGAAAACAUGGAUAAUUCGAGGAUCCCUUCGUACUGGUCUAUGGUUUGCCUCUGCAAUAUAGCCAAAUUAGCAAAGGAGACUACAACUGUUCGUCGGGUUCUGGAACCGCUUUUGAAUGCUUUUGACAGUGGGGAUUACUGGUCUCCACAGAAGAGCGUCGCUUCUUCUGUUCUACUGUUUCUGCAGUCUCGUCUGGAAGAAUCAGGAGAGAACUGUCAUGUGUUGGUGUCUUCUUUGAUCAAGCACUUGGAUCACAAGAAUGUGAUCAAGCAACAGAGUAUUCAAGUCAACAUGGUUAACAUAGCCACAUGCCUUGUCCUGCAUGCUAAGCAGCGGGCUUCAAGCGCGAUGACUGGUGUAAUAGCUGAGUUGAUUAAGCACUUGCGGAAAUGCCUGCAAAACGCAGCCGAAUCAGAUCUGUCUGCUGAUGAGACGAAGCAGAACUCUGAGCUUCAGCAUGCGUUAGAAAAUUGCAUUGCAGAGCUCUCAAAUAAGGUUGGGAAUGCAGGGCCCAUUCUUGAUAUGUUGGCGGUUGUUCUUGAGACGAUAUCCACUAAUGUACUCGUUGCUAGGACCACAGCAUCAGCCAUCCUCCGUGCUGCACAUAUAGUAUCAGUGGUCCCAAAUGUUACUUACCACAAGAAAGUGUUUCCAGAUGCCUUGUUUCACCAAUUGCUCCUUGCGAUGUCACACGCAGAUUCUGAAACUAGAGUUGUGGCACACAAUGUAAUCUCCGUCCUGCUUCUUGGAACUCUUUGUUUGCCUUGGUCUGACAAACAUAAGGAAGGCUCGGAUGCUGUUUCUGAGACAUUGUCUGUCGAUACACGACAUACAAGUCUUAGUUGUCAGUAUUUGAGUAGCUUAGAGGAGGUAGAUGGUGGUAUAACGUCGUUAUGUUCACUCCGACUCAGUAGUAAUCAAGUGAAUAUGCUCCUUUCAUCUAUAUGGAUCCAAGCAACUUCUACCGUGAAUACCCCUACGAAUUUUGAGGCUAUGGCCAGCACGUAUAGUACCAUUAUUUUGUUUUCACUAGCAAAGAGAUCAAAGCACAUGGCUCUGGUCUGGUGUUUUCAGCUAGCAUUCUCUCUUCGAAAUCUCUCAUUGAAUCAAAAUGGUUUGCAGCUCUCUCGUAGAAGAUCAAUCUUCACGUUUGCAUCAUACUUGCUCAUUUUUAGUGCCAAGAUCUCCAAUAUACCUGAGCUAAUUCCAAUAGUCAAAGAAUCUUUAACUGCCCAAAUGGUUGAUCCUUGUCUUGUGCUGGAAGGAGAUAUCAGACUGCGUGCUGUGUGUUCUGGAUUUCCACAGGAAGAAGUUGCAGCUUUUGGAUCUGAGAAAGAUGAUAGUGCUGCUGCUCUCAACUCGUCAGUGAUUGUCACAAAUGAUAGUCGCCUCAAGGAUAUCGUUAUCACUCAUUUUACAUCGAAAUUUCAGACAUUAUCCGAG
Messenger RNA from Raphanus sativus (radish), 2501 nucleotides. RefSeq names its product protein SEMI-ROLLED LEAF 2-like. The annotation marks the transcript as partial. The record is from RefSeq and is a predicted model, not a curated record. The transcript has 16 exons. NCBI's taxonomy places the organism in Eukaryota, Viridiplantae, Streptophyta, Magnoliopsida, Brassicales, Brassicaceae.